AUGGUUCCUUUGGUACAGGACGAAGACGGAGCCAUGCCACUGGUUGGUUGUCUCUUUGGAUCGAGAGGAGAUGUUUCCUUUUUGUCUACUGGUGGUAGGGGAACCACCAGAUCGGAUGUUGAGAUCAGAUCAGCUCUCAGUUCCAUCUUGAACGAAGCUUUGGAAUUGAUUGACAUUACCUUGUUUGAUGACGAAGAAGAUGAGCAGGAUGAUGCAUUUGCUGGUAUGCUUUUGCCUGCGAAUGAGGACAGAGCAAAGAAACCCACUACGCAAAAGCCUGGACCAACCAAUCAGUAA
Molecule: messenger RNA, 297 nt
Organism: Seminavis robusta
Lineage: Eukaryota; Bacillariophyta; Bacillariophyceae; Naviculales; Naviculaceae
Source: the annotation of a GenBank genome assembly